Petromyzon marinus (sea lamprey) is the source of this 3045-nucleotide messenger RNA. The record is from RefSeq and is a predicted model, not a curated record. NCBI's taxonomy places the organism in Eukaryota, Metazoa, Chordata, Hyperoartia, Petromyzontiformes, Petromyzontidae.
UGCUGGGGGUCUAGGGCCCUUCAGGACCCACCCGAACCUAGCCGCGGUGUCGGAUAAUGGAGGAUAAAUAGGAGCGGAGGCGCUUCGCGCAGAACUAUAUCCCUCCGCCGACCGACUCGGAGCCGCACUGCGCAUGCGCGCGCUGAGGCCUUUGCCCGUUUCGGUUAUUUUGAGGGGUCACGUGGCUUGCGGAGGGGGUGGGGGUCACGUGACUAAACAUGCGUUGCGUGUGAACAUUCCUCUACACACGCGCUUGGAUUCAAUUGUUACAAUUUUUUUCCUCCGGAUUCCAGUAUUCAAAACGCUCUGAGAACCAAGAAUAUGAAUGCCUGCAGUUGUGGUGGCACGACAGCGGAGCCGCUCCGCCGAGGCCGCCGCUGUGCUGACGGUGCUGCAGCGGGGAAGUCACCCGGCUCACGUCACAGCGCUCUCCCCACCACCCCCCACAUUAACACACACGGACUGGCGGGGCAGGUGGGGAGCGAGGCGGCGCAGGUCAACGGCCCUACCCAUAAUGCACCGCGAGUUUAACGGCCCCACCCAUAAUGCACCGCGAGUUCAACGGCCCCACCCAUAAUGCACCGCCAGUUUAACGGCCCUACCCAUAAUGCACCGCGAGUUUAACGGGCCCACCCAUAAUGCACCGCAAGUUUAACGGCCCUACCCAUAAUGCACCGCGAGUUUAACGGGCCCCACCAUAAUGCACCGCGAGUUUGACGGCCCCACCCAUAAUGCACCGCGAGUUUAACGGUCCCACCCCCCAUAAUGCACCGCCAGUUUAACGGCCCUACCCAUAAUGCACCACGAGUUUAACGGGCCCACCCAUAAUGCACCGCAAGUUUAACGGCCCUACCCAUAAUGCACCGCGAGUUUAACGGGCCCCACCAUAAUGCACCGCAAGUUUAACGGCCCUACCCAUAAUGCACCGCGAGUUUAACGGCCCUACCCAUAAUGCACCGCGAGUUUAACGGCCCUACCCAUAAUGCACCGCGAGUUUAACGGCCCUACCCAUAAUGCACCGCGAGUUUAACGGCCCUACCCAUAAUGCACCGCAGUAGUAAUGGUUGGACAGACGCGCAGGCGUUAGAGCAACUCACAAUACACUUAGAUGGACGGGCGGCUGACUUCGCAGAAGCUCUACCCGCGAGCACACAAACCCAGCUAGCAGAAUUGAUACACCAACUUGACCUGCGUUUCGGCACGAGUAAUGACGAGGCAAAGGCGGCCUUAGAGGCACGCCGGCGCCAACCCGGCGAGGACUUGCGUGACUACGCCGAGGAUGUGCGCGAGCUAACAAAGAUCGCACGCCCGGGGUACACCACUGAGGUGAUUGAGGAGCUUGCCGCCGAGAAGAUCCAGCGGUACUUGGCUCGCACCUCGUGGUGGCAUCCCGAUAUGAGCUGUACACGUCUCCCCUUUAACGCCCUGGUCGAGCGUGUGCGUAAAUGUGAAAGAAUUGCUAGUGAGCGCGCGCAGCUCCGAGGGCUGGGACGAGAGCGCGCCAUCGCGAGCUUGCUUCCAGAGGAGAAGGGGGAGGAUGAAGAGGAGCGCGCCAACACAGCAAGGGGUCGGGCAAGGGAACCUCCAGGGCCCCGGGAGACAACCCCGGGCUGGGUAGCGGGGAUACAUCGGGGGGAUCGACAACAAGGUAACCCAAGUAGGUGAAAGAAUAACCCAAGUGGACAACAAGGUAACCCAAGUAGGGCACAUAUGACUGCGCUGCAGACUAUGGUAGAGACGGUCCAGGCCGAGGUAGGAGGGCUAACUGGGAGAGUGGCCUGACUAGAGGCAGAGUCUGGGCAGCGGCAUGCUAGGGGGGGAAUAGGGAACAGGCGGGGGGGCUCCUACGGGGCCGCCCCGCGGGCGUGUUACCUGUGCAACCGCCGAGGGCACCUCGUGAGAGACUAUCCGCAGAUCGCCCGCGCUAUACAGGCGCCAGGAUUAAACGCCAAGGCUUCCCCAGAGAGGGGACCACCGAGGGGGACAGUCGACAUGGUCCCAACACAAAUAAACUGUAGUAAUAACGGGGAGCGAGUGACCUCCAUACAGAUUCCGACCAAAACACCCAAGAACACGGUGAGGACGGGCGACUGGCUACGGGAGCUGGUGGCGGGAAUCACGGGGGCCACGUCGCUGGUAGAAGGACAGGUGAACGGGCAGCGCACCCGGAUUCUACUGGACACGGGGGCGGUGGCCUCACUCGUAAGCACCACGCACUGCAGCAGGUUUGGGGUGGACGUGGGCCGCCUACAGGCCCCGGAUCGCGCGCUGCACACAGCGAGUGGAGCCGGGAUGGGGUUGCUGGGAAGAGUCUCCCUCGAGGUCCGUCUCGGGCACCAGGCGUGCACCCAGGAAUUCUACGUCUCGAGUGUGUUGUGCCAUGAGUGUAUUGCAGGUACGGACCUCCUGGAGAAACUGGGGCUCAACGUGCAGCCCCGCCAGCGAUGCGCCACGGUGGAAAGCAGCGGAGAGCGGAUUCCGUUCCUAGGACAAGAGCCGAAUCGCCCUCGCUUCACACCCGUGGCCGCUACUCUGGUGUCGGCCGUCACCAUCAGCCCGCUCGCCGAGAUGCUGGUGCCCGUGGCAACACCCUCCACCGACCCCGCACACAGACCAUCGGGCGAGGUAAUGCUUACUCCUCACCCGGAGUUGGCGACGCGGUACGGGGUGGUGGGAUCCGCCACACUGGUAAACGCAGAUGAGGACCGACUGUUUAUGCGGGUGUUUAACCCACACAGUACCCCGGCAAUGCUACGACGACGCACCACGGUAGCUACCAUACACCCCCUGCACGCGCGCCACUCUAACGACUCGGUGUUUGCACUCUGGGCGGAGGACCCUGGUCGCCCCGAGGACAACCAGGACCUGGCCUGGUGAGUCGGCCCGACUCCCCGAGCCGAGGUCGUCCCCUUGCGUGAUGUGUUCCAUGUGCCUUGGGCAGAUUUACCUUAGGGGGAGGCCGAUCAGCUGCGCGGGUUAUUUCAGGAGUACGCCGACGUGUUCAGUGAAUGGAAACAUUCCUAUGUCCGUCCACUUCACAAAGGG